Acanthamoeba castellanii str. Neff is the source of this 2835-nucleotide messenger RNA. RefSeq names its product protein kinase domain containing protein. Gene Ontology annotation, biological process: transcription elongation by RNA polymerase II; positive regulation of transcription elongation by RNA polymerase II; protein phosphorylation. The coding region runs from base 1 to 2835 and encodes 944 amino acids. Lineage: Eukaryota; Discosea; Longamoebia; Acanthamoebidae. The record is from RefSeq and is a predicted model, not a curated record. The transcript is spliced from 9 exons. Gene Ontology annotation, molecular function: cyclin-dependent protein serine/threonine kinase activity; RNA polymerase II CTD heptapeptide repeat kinase activity; ATP binding. Gene Ontology annotation, cellular component: nucleus; cyclin/CDK positive transcription elongation factor complex.
AUGAGCAUCUUCAGCUGCCCGCCUCCCUCUGCAGGCCAGCAGCACGCUCCCCCUGCGCACGGAGGCCAUUCGUCAUCGAGCAACCAUCAUUCGGGCAACGGUCUGCUGCCCCUCCCUUCGCCUCCCCCCUCCGCAUCUCAGAGGAUGCGAAUGCCUCCACAGCAUCACCACCACCCCCGUACUGGCCCUGGUACGAGCAACGGCAGCGCUGGCAGACCCUACCAGCCUAUGCGGCCUCUUCCUGGAAGCCGCCAUCAUCACGGCCCGACGUCCAUGGGCGCCUACGCUCCAUCCUCGUCGGCCAGAACCUCUACAACUUCCACCUCUACCACCUCGAGCUCCUCUUCUUCCUCUUCGUUCUCGAGCAAGGGCUCGUCUUCGCUUCUGGUGGAGGGCUGCCCACCUCUGCGUCAAUUCGCUUGGACCGAUUUCGACAUUAUGCAGAAGGUGGGCGAGGGCACCACAGGGAGCGUGUACAAGGCCAAGUGCCGAGGGACGGCCACGCUGUACGCUCUCAAGGUCUUCCGUCACGAAGCCGAUAUGGGGGUGAGCAUCAGUGCGCUGCAAGAGAUCAAGUCCUUCCAGCGGUUGCGACCCCUGAAGUAUAUCGUGCGACUCGUCGGCUUCACCUUCUCCCCCAAGGACGAGUUCGUUUUGGUCGAAGAGUACAUGGAGCACGACUUGGCCGGCCUCUUGCACUCCAAGCACAGGUUCAGUGAACCGCACAUCAAGUGCAUCAUGCACCAGCUUCUGUCGGGCCUGCACGAGUGCCACCAAAUGCAGCUCAUCCACAGAGACAUCAAGAGCUCCAACAUUCUGAUGCACCGGGGCAACCUCCGGAUCACGGACUUUGGGUUCAUGACGACGGUGGAGAAUGCCGCGCUUUAUCAGUCGUGCGAGAUCAUCACCCUCUGGUACCGUCCGCCGGAGCUGCUUCUGGGCACCACCAAGUACGGCCAGGAGGUCGACAUGUGGAGUGCCGGGUGCAUCUUUUUCGAGCUGUUGACGAUGGAGAUCGCUUUCCGGGGCCGAAGCUCGAAGGACCAGCUUGUCCUCCUCUUCAAGACUCUGGGCAAGCCCUCUGAGUCGAUGUGGCCCGGGGUGUCGUCGCUUCCGCUGUGGAACGAGCUGGGCCGGGACAUCCCGCCCUACCCCAACACCCUGCGCGAGCGGCUGGCGGGUUCGCGCGUGAGCCCGCAGGCGCUCGACCUCCUGGCCUCGCUCCUCUCGCUCGACCCCAAGCACCGGCCCACCACCGCCCAGGCCCUGGCCCACCCGUUCUUCACCCACGGCGUCGCGCCGUGCAAGCCCAGCGAGCUGCCCCAUUUCGAGGAGGCCCACGAGUACGAACUCAAGAAGCUCCAGCAGCACUCCUCCGCCACAGCCGCCGGCGGUGGCGGCCCGGGCGGGCAGCGCAGAGCGCCCACUGUCGGCGGUGGCGGCCAUCAGAUGCGGUCGAUGUCGGGCGGACACGGUGGACACGGUGGUCAGCUGACCAUCACAGGUGGUGGUGGCCUGAAUCGCCGAGCGCCGGCGCAGUCGCACCACGGUGGUGGCCAUUUUGGCGGCCGAGACGGGCACCAGCGGCGUGCUGGCGGCGGCGGACCACACGAUGGCGCGCCGGCGGCGCCCUACGCCCACCCGCCGGGGCACGCGCAGCCGCACCACGCCCGCGGCGAGGAGGCGCCCCAGACCCGCAAGCGACCAGCGGCGGACGUGGACUGGAUCCUCAACCGGGAGAAGCCGAGCGUCAAGCCGCCGGGCGGUCCCACCUCCCCGCCCGCUGCGAUGCCUUCGUCGCGGGGCCUCCUGCACGACGGCAAGCGAAUCAAGACCGAGCGCGACCUCGCCAGUCCGCCGCCAGUUCUCAAGAGGGAGUCGUCGCUGCCGCUGGCUGCGAGCCGGGCGUCAGACGCGGAGGGGAGAGCGCGAACGAGGGAGGCCGUAACGCCGCCCACCAACGCUGCCGCCGCUGCCGCUGCCGGCGACGCCGCGCGCGGUCGAACGAAGCCGAAGCUCAUCCAGCCCGUUCGCAAGCUGUCGCCCACGCGGACGCGGCUGCCCACGGUCCCUAUGUCGUCCCUCCCCGUCCGUCGCGACUCGUCAGCCACCUCGCGAUCGCCGCCGCACUCCUCAACCGCCCCAUCGCCGUCAUCGUCGGCUUCCACCACGCCCACGCCGGGCUCGUCGGCGCCGUCCAAAAUCACCAUUCGACGGAGCAAGGUGGGUGACAAGCCAGUCCUGCGAAUCGUCAACCACGGUUCACCACCGCCGGCGACGGCGACCACCGGCGCGGCUGAGGCCGAGGCUAAGCGAGAGGCCCAGACGACGGCGAAGAGGCGACGCCAGCCGUCGCCCGCCGAGGAAACGAGCGCGCGACGCGAAGGGAGCAGUGGCGCCGCCGGCGCCGGACAGGGCCACCCGCGGAAGGCGGCGCGGCGCGAGGGCGCCACGGCCUCGCCGUCGUCGCCCACCGACGCUCGGGGCGACGGCCUCCUGCCCACGCCCGCCGGGCCUCCCCUCGCCAGCGACUUGACAGCGCCCCGGCGGCAGCGCAGCGGGGCCAAGGGCGGCUCGGCGGCCCUCGAGGGCGGAGCGCCGGCCAAGGCCGCGCCGGCCGCCACUCGCGGCAAACCCAGCAGUGCCGGCGGCGGUGGUAGCAAGCUCUACUGCACGUGUCGGCAGCCCAACGAUCCGUCGCGGUGGAUGAUCGCGUGCGACUGGUGCGACAGCUGGUACCACGGCGAUUGCGAGGGCGUCACGCAGGAGGAGUCCAACCGGAUCCCCAAGUACAAGUGCCGGCGGUGUCGCGGCCUCGUUCCCAGAGACCAGUGA